This is a messenger RNA of Colletotrichum acutatum, 1435 nucleotides long. Its product is annotated as D-isomer specific 2-hydroxyacid dehydrogenase. The coding region runs from base 171 to 1316 and encodes 381 amino acids. Lineage: Eukaryota; Fungi; Ascomycota; Sordariomycetes; Glomerellales; Glomerellaceae. The record is from RefSeq and is a predicted model, not a curated record. Gene Ontology annotation, molecular function: NAD binding; oxidoreductase activity, acting on the CH-OH group of donors, NAD or NADP as acceptor. The transcript has 3 exons.
AUCUUUAGGGCGUGUUUGUCACCGUACGCAUAGGACACUCACCUCCUUAUUAUCAUCUACCAUGCUCACAUCUUGAUAGAACUCAUCAACACUCAGACAACUACGUCAAGCCUUCAAAGGACAAACAAGACGACACACCUUUCAACCUAAUUCAACCAACGAAGGAAGCAAUGACCGACCCCGCGACGGAGGUAAAGAAGCCGGCCCGCCUGCCCUCAGCUACGCACCAUGUCAUCGUCAAGCUCGAGACAAUCCACGUGCCGCCUCCGGAGGUCAACGAUGGCGACCUGGGAGCAGGAGUGACGCACGAGGUUAUCGGGUACGAGUAUACCAGGCCCUCAGAGAGCGCCGUCGCGGCGGCGAGGGCGUGGCCUGCGAGCGUGCUGAUUACGACGACUGUGCCUAUUAAUCGGGAGACGCUGGGGGAGGCGCCGCAUUUAAAGUGUAUCAUCACAGAGACUGUGGGAACGGAUCACAUCGAUCUAGAAGAGUGCAGGCGUCGCGGCGUAACUGUGAUAUACUCGCCCAACGCAACAGUCGAAGCCGUCUCCGAGCACGCCCUCGGCUUGUACUUCUCAUCCCGCAGACGCUUCGUGACGCUUCACAACACGAUGAUGGACCACGCCGAGGGCCGUCCGAACCCCUGGCGCGCAGAGGGAAGCAUGUCCUCCCUCCUCCUCAAUAGCGAAGGUCGCCCGCCGCAUACCUGCGGCAACGAGGUGGUGGGUAUGAUCGGCUACGGGCCCAUAGGGCAGCGCGUCGCUAAGAUGUGUCGCGCGCUGGGGAUGGAGGUCCUCGUCGCCGCGAGGAAGAACGAUACCGCACCUGUCGAGAACGGUAACCGGGUCACUCCGGCCACCACCGACGCCUCUCAGCCGAAUGGCAACGGAGACGCCCACCGCACACCCUUCGCAGAGGUCCUCCGCCGCGCGACGACGCUCUUCCUCAUCGUACCCCUCACAGCAGAGACUAAGAACCUCGUCGGCGAGGCUGAGAUGGCGACGAUGAGGCCUGACGUCGUGAUUAUCAACGUUGGGCGGGGUGGGACCGUCAACGAGGCCGCGCUGGUGGCGGCGCUGCGGGAGGGGAGGAUCUCGGGGGCGGCGACGGAUGUUUACGAGGUUGAACCGGCGGGGAGCGGGCGGGAUAGCGUGUUGUUAGGGGAGGGAGCGCGGGAUCUGAAUUUGACGCUGACGCCGCAUUUGGCGUGGUGCGCUGAUCAGACGAGGGUGAAUAUUCGGAGGGUUGUCGGGGAGAAUGUGCGGUUGUUUUUUGGGGGUGGGAAGGGGAGUAAUGUUGUGCUUGAUAUGCGGUGAGACACCUAGAUUUUGCGGUUCGAGGAAAUGGGAUAGUUUCAUCUCAUAGAAGUAGGGUGACUUUGGUUGGAAUAGCAUCUUGACGUCUGAAUGAAUGUCGAUGAGAUCGUGUGUGUGAG